CGACUGCGAAAUCUAUUGUUAAGUAAACCUUCCAACAGAAAGGCCUAUCAAGCUUUCCAAGCACAGAAAUGCCUGAGAAAUACAAAGUUACGUCUGACGAAACGAAUUUUAGAAUUCCCCACGAUAAUUUGGCUUAUAAUAAAGAAAUGGAUGAAAUAAAAAAUGACAAACAAUUUGGGGUAGUCCCCACAGCCCCUAAUGAGACAUCCCUAGAAUUUUCAUCGCAACAUAUAAAAGGAGUUUUAACAAGUCAGCCGGUGACUUACAUUUGGGAAAACAUCGAAGCUGAAAUUGAUAUCGUAGAAGGGCGCUGUCGUAAGAAGCAAACUACCCACAAGCGCAUCCUCGAUCACGUGACUGGCGCUGUUCAGCCGGGCGAGUUUCUGGCAAUCAUGGGAGCAAGUGGAGCAGGAAAGACCACACUUCUUAAUUGCUUAACGUUCCGCAAUACAGGUAAAUUGAAGAUCACUGGAACGAGACUCCUGAACGGCGCUCCAGUCAACACAGAUGCUUUAGCUCGUAUUUCCGGAUACGUGCAACAGGAUGAUCUCUUCAUUGGUACACUGAAAGUUGGAGAAAUCUUGCGUUUCCAGGCUCUACUGCGAAUGGAUAAAUAUUUUAGCUACGAGGAAAGAAUGGAAAGAGUUGAAGAAGUCAUUCUGGAACUAGGACUUACCAAAUGUCGCAACACGCUAGUCGGCAAUCCCGAGAAAGGCAUUAAAGGAAUCUCGGGUGGCGAGAGGAAACGUUUGGCAUUCGCUUGUGAGCUUCUUACGAAUCCAUCGCUGAUGUUCUGUGAUGAGCCUACGUCAGGUUUGGAUUCAUUUAUGGCUCAGAACGUCGUCCAGGCUUUGAAAAACCUGGCAUCAGCUGGGAAAACAGUAAUUUGCACAAUCCAUCAACCGUCUUCUGAAGUCUUUGCCAUGUUUGAUCGCAUUCUGUUAAUGGCGGAGGGACGAACGGCUUUCCUGGGACCAAUCGAUGAUUGCCUUCGUUUCUUUUCCUGCCACGGCAUGCCAUGCCCGGCAAAUUACAAUCCAGCCGACUUUUACAUAUUCAGUUUGGCUACCGUACCUGGCAAAGAAAAUGAGUCACGCAGUAAAAUCAAGUAUUUAUGCGACGCUUACGAUACUUCCGAAGCUGCAAGGCAGAUCAAAGCAAUUGUUCAAAAAGAAAACAGUCAUUCGACAAGACAAAAUAUUAACGAUUCGGAAAACAUCAAAAGGUCACCUUACAAAGCAAAUUGGUUUCAGCAAUUUUCAGCCGUUAUGUGGCGGUCCUUCUUAUCGGUCCUCCGGGAUCCUCAGAUCCUGGCGGUCAAAGCGUCUUCGUCUAUUUUCAUCGCUCUUCUGAUUGCGCUUAUUUACCAAGGCCAAUCAAUGGAUGCCAGCAGUUCUUUGAAUAUUCAGGGGGUCCUUUUCCUGUUUUUGACGAAUGCCACUUUCGAAAACGUCUUUGCUGUCAUUAACACUUUCUCAUUCGAACUGCCGAUUUUCUUACGUGAGCACUUUAAUGGCAUGUACCGGACGGACGUCUACUUUUUGUCCAAAACAUUCGCUGAACUGGCCAUUUACAUUUUCUUCCCAUUCGUCGCCUUCGCCAUUCCAUACUACAUAAUCGGCUUGAAUCCAUUGGUAGAGCGCUUCUUUAUUGGGGCUGGAAUCAUUAUCCUCGUAACUAACGUUGCCACUUCUUUCGGCUACUUCGUUUCGUGCGUUGCUUCAACACCGCAAGUUGCACUGGCUAUAUCUGCACCAAUGAUUAUUCCAGUGCUGCUUUUCGGUGGUUUUUUCUUGCAGAAUGGCUCGGUUCCCGUUUACCUGGACUGGUUGCGUUACUUGUCUUGGUUCAUGUACGGCAACGAAGCGUUAUCCAUUAACCAGUGGUAUCACGUCGAAUUCAACAAUACAGAUUGCCAAUACGUUGGCUAUAACGUCACUGCAAUCAAUGAGCUUGUCCCUGAUGAUGCUCCUGAUGAAAUUCUUAAUUUUGUGGAAAUCCUUACUGGUCUGUAUACGGCUUACGAGAAAAACGUCGCAUGUAGCGGAGAAGAUAUUCUGGAAAUUUACAACUUCAAACCCGAAUAUUUCUAUCGGGAUAUCGCCUGCCUCGGAGGUCUUAUUCUCCUAUUCCGUCUAUGCGCAUUUUUCGCUCUACUGGGGAAAACCUACAGGAAACAAUAAAACUUUAAUGUGGUGUGAUAACUUAAAACAGUAUUUUGUAGCUUAUUCGUACUGCACUUGUUCAAGCGACACCAAAUAUGUGAUUGCAAAAUUUCUUGCAGCAUCAAACGCUUCUUGCUAUUUUCAAAUGUGUACCUAGAAAGAAGAUAUUCAAUAAAGGAAUUGUGUCGAC
Messenger RNA from Daphnia carinata, 2355 nucleotides. Its product is annotated as protein white-like. Lineage: Eukaryota; Metazoa; Arthropoda; Branchiopoda; Diplostraca; Daphniidae. Gene Ontology annotation, molecular function: ABC-type transporter activity; ATP hydrolysis activity; ATP binding. Bases 69 to 2183 code for a protein of 704 amino acids. The record is from RefSeq and is a predicted model, not a curated record. The transcript has 9 exons. Gene Ontology annotation, cellular component: plasma membrane.